AUGACGUUGGUGACAACCCGCCGCAUACUCAAUGAUUUGAGUGAUUGUGAAAUCACAGAGAAAGAUUGUGCUGCUCUGACUUCAGCUCUGAGAUCAAACCCCUCACAACUGAGAGAACUGAAUCUAGAUAAUAGAAACCUACGAGAUCCGGGUGUGAAGCUUCUCUCUGUUGUACUGGAGGAUCCUGACUGUAAACUGGAGAAACUCUGGUUGAGGUAUUGUGGAGUCACAGAUGAAGGUUUUGCUGCUCUGACUUCAGCUCUGAGAUCAAACCCCUCACACCUGAGACUACUGGAUCUGUCUGUGAAUAAACUAGGAGAUUCAGUUCCUCUGCUCUCUGCUGUACUGGAGGAUCCUCACUGUAAACUGGAGAAUCUGGGGUUGAGGUAUUGUGGAGUCACAGAUGAAGGUUUUGCUGCUCUGACUUCAGCUCUGAGAUCAAACCCCUCACAACUGAGACUACUGGAUCUGACUGGGAAUAAACUAGGAGAUUCAGUUCCUCUGCUCUCUGCUGUACUGGAGGAUCCUCACUGUAAACUGGAGAAUCUGUGGUUGAGUUAUUGUGGAGUCACAGAUGAAGGUUUUGCUGCUCUGACUUCAGCUCUGAGAUCAAACCCCUCACACCUGAGACUACUGGAUCUGACUGGGAAUAAACUAGGAGAUUCAGUUCCUCUGCUCUCUGCUGUACUGGAGGAUCCUCACUGUAAACUGGAGAAACUGUGGUUGAGGGAUUGUGGAGUCACAGAUGAAGGUUUUGCUGCUCUGACUUUAGCUCUGAGAUCAAACCCCUCACACCUGAGACUACUGGAUCUGACUGGGAAUAAACUAGGAGAUUCAGACAUCAAGCUUCUCUCUGAUCUAAAGAAUGAUCCACAUUAUAAACUGGAGACACUAUUAUGGUGAAUAAGGAGCCGCUACAGAGACGUCACAGUCACACAGACUGAAGACACAGAGACGUCACAGCGAUCUCACUUUCGUGUGUGUGUGUGUGUGUGUGACUUCACAGCAGUUUCUUGUUUGGAUCUUUUUGUGGGUCUGAAUUUUUUUUUUUUAAUCACAGAUGACAUCAGAUUUCCACAAUGAUCUAAUAGAGGAUUUGAACUCACUAAUAAAUAAUGUAAGAUUCUUCUAUUUGUGAUGAACCAUGAAAACUGCUGAAGACGCAUCUUUUUGUAGACUAAACUGGG
Molecule: messenger RNA, 1187 nt
Organism: Rhinichthys klamathensis goyatoka
Lineage: Eukaryota; Metazoa; Chordata; Actinopteri; Cypriniformes; Leuciscidae
Product: ribonuclease inhibitor-like
Exons: 7
Coding region: 1-903 (300 amino acids)
Molecular function (GO): protein binding
Source: RefSeq, a predicted model, not a curated record